Molecule: messenger RNA, 1579 nt
Organism: Polyodon spathula (Mississippi paddlefish)
Lineage: Eukaryota; Metazoa; Chordata; Actinopteri; Acipenseriformes; Polyodontidae
Product: tetraspanin-1-like
Exons: 8
Coding region: 161-886 (241 amino acids)
Cellular component (GO): membrane
Source: RefSeq, a predicted model, not a curated record
UUAACAGGGAGAAAGUUGGGAAGACAGCAAAACUAACUGAACUGGGACAAGAAAAACUGUGUCUAGGAGUUACACCUAACAAACUUGAAUAUUUUUAUAUAAACAUAUAUUACUGUUUUUUUUUUUUUUUUAAACACAAAGAAAACAGAAAAGCUUCACAAUGGGCUGCUUCACUUUUGUAAAAGUUAUGAUGGUCUUAUUCAACUUAAUCAUCUUUCUGGGAGGAGCAGUGCUGCUGGCUGUGGGGAUCUGGGUGAGCGUGGAUGGAGGCUCCUUUCUCAAAGUCAUGGGGUCCAUCUCUGCCCAGGCCAUGCAGUUUGUGAAUGUCGGGUAUUUCUGCAUCGCCAUUGGCGCAGUCCUGGUGCUGCUCGGGUUCCUGGGAUGCUGUGGAGCUCAGAAAGAGAGCAAGUGCCUCCUAAUCAUGUUCUUUGCCAUUGUCAUGGUUAUUUUCAUCGCAGAGUUGGCUGCUGCUGUCGUGGCCCUGGUCUACUCUUCGUUUGCAGAAAGCAUCCUGAAGGCGUGGGCAACACCGACAUUAAAGUCUGACUACGGGACCCAGUCAGAUGUAACACAGAUAUGGAACACAACAAUGACAGAGUUAAAGUGCUGUGGCUUCACCAACUACACCGACUUCAGUGACUCAAGUUACUACAGUUCCCAUCAUUCCUACCCACCAUUCUGCUGUUGGAGCAACACCACGACGUGUAGUCCCAAGGCUGCUGAGAGCAGCGCUAUCGAGGGCUGCUUUAAUAAACUGCUGCUGACCCUGAAACAGAAUGCAAACAUUGUCGGGGGGAUUGCAGCCGGAAUCUGUGCUCUCGAGAUUGCUGCUAUGGUAGUGUCCAUGGUCCUGUACUGUCAUAUCGACAAGAAUGGAGCCAAUUAGAAGACAAUCAGUGAUCUGCAAUAGGAGAGCUGCAAAUAUUUUUGUAGAAAUUUCUGUAACAUAUUUAAUCAGAAUGCUUUUUUUGGGGAGAACAAAAAGUAAUGAAUCACAGUUUCAUCAAACUUUACUGGUAACUUUUCAAGCAGCUUGUUGGAGCGGAUUUAUAUUUUUCAGGAGUUCUACCCUUGUGCAGAGUUCAUGCUGUGACAUGAAAACAAUUUUGAUUUGAGCAGCUGACACAAGGAAGCUGUGGCUGAGUGUUGUGUACCUUGAAAUCUUUGCAGUUCUUCUUCAAUUCAAACCCUUGCUUGCGCACAUUUACACUUGAAGUGUCAUACCAUGAAUGUUAGCUGUUACAGCUUGUGUUUUAUUUAUUCAUUUUUUAAAUCCCACAGGUGUGUGGUGCAUUAGUGUAACUUGAAAAGAAAGUGAGGUCUAUUUUAAUGAUCCAAGCAGUGGCAGAUCUUUAUAAUGCCAGCCUAAAAUGUAUGAACCUCAUGCAAAGGCUCAUUGUUAUCAACAUAAUGAAGCACUCAGCUUUAUAACGGCUUCUCCUGACAUUUCCUUCCCAUAGUGCCUUAAACAUUCAAGGCUAUAACAGAGUAGUACAGGUUUUCCAAAAUACUGUCUCGAAACACUUUUUGACUUUGAUAAUGUAAUUUAAAAAAUACAUUAAAUACUGUAUACAGUAAA